AUGGCGGCCGAGGCGUCGAGGGCUGGGCGCACCCAGUCGUUCUGCCGGCUGGUGGAGACGCAGGGUUGGGACCGGGGUGCGGCCGAGGUUCCGUGCACCCGCUGUGGACGAGGAGCGCCUAGAGCUCCUGGUCGCCACCGUGAACUUCAGUGUGGACAUGCUUUUUGUGAACUGUGCUUGUCAAGACCUGAAGACUGCAGCACGAUUGUAUGCCCUGAUUGUGAGAUUGCUACAACUAUGAAUACAAGACAAGGAUACUGCCCACUAGAUGGACAUAUUAAAGAAGAUUCUUUUAUGGAGAAACUGCAGCCUAAAAAAGUAAAGACUUGUUCUCCGGACUUUAAAAAGACUGCUGAUCAGCUAACGAUUGGUCUAGGACAAUCACCCUCCACACACAGAACUUUCCUGACCCCAUCAACUGUGAUAGAGGAGACUAAAACCGUGGAAGAAAUUGAUGAAGCACUGAAGAUUGCAGGCCAAAAUUUUGAACAAUUAAGUAUUGCUGUAAAAAUGCUUGAACACAUGUACAAUCAAACAAAAGAGGAAACAGUCAGUCUUAUAAAGGUUCUGGAGAAACAGUUUGAUCAGCUUUUUACUUCUCUUGAUUCCAGGAAAAAGAACCUGUGUAAAGAAGUAAUGAGAAAUACAGAUGCUUAUUUAUCAAAUGUUACAAUGGCUAAAAGCUACAUCGAAGUGAAAAAAAAUGAUUUGGAUGCAGCUAUGAAGAUAGCAAGAGAAUUGAAAUUGGCACCUUCUCUGAGGACAUACUGUGACUUGAAUCAGAUUAUACGGACUUUGAAGUUAACUUUCGAGAGUGAACUGUCACACGUUACCUCUCUAAAACUGAGGAACUCUCCCAAGUUGAAUAUGAAUUGCAGUGAGAUCAUCUGUAUGUUCGACAAUGUGGGAAAGAUUGAAUUUGAGGACUCUACAAAAUACGAUCCUCAAAAAACAGAGAUCGGACAGAAUGUUCAAAAGAAAUAUAAUCAUGAAAAGGAAUUUUCUUACAGUGGUACAUACCCACUAGAAAAGAAAAAGGUUGACAUUUCUGCUCUAACUACUGAAGCCCCACUAGCUCCUUUGCAAUGGGAAACCGGUGAUGUGCAUUUAGAAUCACAGAACUUGCAGCCCCUGAAAGAGGUUGUACCGCCGUCCUCGAAAACCAUUGCUGCUCUGCCUCAGAUGGAAUCUAGCCCUGAUGUAAUAAUUGAAGAGAUUAUUGAAGAAAACCUGGAAAGUUCUCCAGAGCUAGUUUUUGUAAGCCAUGUAAUACAUCCUUGCCACUUCUACGUUCGGAAGUACUCGCAAUUAAAAGACGCAACGCUACUGGAAAAGAAGGUUAAUCAGUUUUGCAAUAAGAGUUCACCCCUUGAGCCUUCAGACAUUUUGGAGCUAGGUGCAAGAAUAUUUGUCAACAGCAUUGAAAAUGGAAUGUGGUGUCGAGGAACUAUUACAGAACUAAUUCCAACAGGAAGUGAAAACAUGAGGAAGCUUUGUAGUCCCUUCAGAUUUGCAGUCCAUGAAGUUGCACUAAUCCAAAUAUUCAUGGUAGAUUUUGGGAAUUCUGAAGUCCUAAUUGUUGCAGGAGCUGGUGAUGCCCACGUGAGGUCAGAACAUGUUCCUAAGCAGCACGUUGUACUGAAUGACUUGCGUCUGGUUCUGAGGAAGCCUAGACCUCACACCGAGGGGCUGCUGCGAGACAUUCCGCCGUCAGCUCAGGCCUGCUCCUUGAAAGACAUUGUUCCGCAGAGUUCAACUGAAGGCUGGGGAGAAGAAGCUAAAGUAGAAUUUUUGAAAAUGGUGAAUAAGAAAGCUGUUUUAAUGAAAGUUUUUAAGGAAGAAGAUGGUGUGCUUAUUGUAGAUCUGCAGAAACCGCCAGCAAAUAAAAUAAGCAGUGACAUGCCUGUGUCUCUUAGGGAUGCGUUAGUUUUUAUGGAGCUAGCAAGGUUUAGGUCACAGUCCCCAGAAAGUCGCUCUGAGAAAAGCAAGACUUUACGCUAUCACCCACCCAUUUUGCCUAAGGAGAUGACAGAUGUGUCUGUCACGGUUUGUCACGUCAACAGCCCUUCUGAUUUCUACCUUCAGUUGAUAGAGAGCCUGGAUUUUUUAUUUCUGUUAAAGACAGUCGAGGAAUUCUAUAAAAGCGAAAAUGGAGAAAAUCUGGAAAUCCUCUGUCCGGUUCAAGAUCAAGCUUGUGUAGCUAAAUUUGAAGAUGGAGUUUGGUACCGAGCAAAAGUUGUUGGAUUGCCUGGACAUCGUGAAGUUGAAGUUAAAUAUGUGGACUUUGGCAACACAGCAAAAAUAACACUUAAAGAAAUGCGUAAAAUAAAGGAUGAAUUUCUGAAUCCUGCAGAGAAGGCGAUUAAAUGCAAGCUGGCCUAUAUUGAACCAUGUGAAAGGACAAGGCAGUGGUCAAGAAAAGCCAAAGAAAAGUUCGAGGAAAAGACUCAAGACAAGUUUAUGACAUGCUCGGUCAUCAAAAUUCUGGAAGAUAAUGUGCUCGUAGUUGAGCUUUUCGAUUCUCUUGAUGCUACUGGAAUGUCUCCUACCAGUAUUAAUGACCAGCUAGUCAAAGAGGGCCUAGCGUCUUAUGAAGUAGGAUACACAAUCAAAGAUAAUUCCAAGAAGCAUACUGAAGUAUGGGAUCCUUCUCCAGAAGAGAUUAUUUCAAAUGAAGUAAACAGGUUAAAUCCCGUAUUUGCAAAAUCUCUACCUGACGAGAAUCUCCAGUCGCUUUAUAAUAAGGAACUGCCUGUGUACAUCUGUAAUGUAAUGUCUCCUGAGAAGAUUUAUGUUCAGUGGUUAUUAACAGAAAAUUUACUUAAUAGUUUGGGAGAAAAGAUGGUCGCUGCUUAUGAAAACUCAACGUGGAAACCCGUUAAAUGGGAAAACGACAUGCACUGUGCGGUUAAGAUCCCAGAUAAAAAUCAGUGGCAGAGAGGCCAGAUCAUCAGGAUGGUUACAGACACGUUGGUAGAGGUCCUGCUGUAUGACGUGGGUGUUGAACUGGCGGUGAACAUCAGCUGUUUAAGGGAGCUUCGGGAAGAUCUGAAGACGAUGGGAAGGUUGUCUUUGGAAUGCUCUCUUGCUGACAUAAGACCAGCCGGUGGGAGUGACAAGUGGACAGCGACCGCCUGUGACUGUCUCUCGUUGUACCUCAGCGGAGCCGUGGCGACGGUCAUCCUGCAGGAGAACAACACAGCCUGGCCACUACCUGUGAAAAUUUUCUGCAGAGAUGAGAAGGGAGAACGUGUUGAUGUUUCUAAAUACUUGAUUAAAAAGGGUUUGGCUUUGAGAGAAAGGAGAAUUAAUAAAUUAGAUAACAGUCAUUCAUUAUCCCAGAAGUCUCUGGAGAUUCCCCUGGAACAGGGAGCAUCAGUGAUUCCUAAGUGUGUUCAAAUUAACUCUGACCCUGACAAAAAAGCUGCUGCUGUUAUCAGUGAACCCAAGGUGUCUGAAUUUAAGGAGAAAAUUCUGGAACCAAGAACCACUGGAUGCUAUAAACCACCAGCUAUUCCUAAGCAGGAAGUUUUUGAGGCAGUAGUCAGCUGCGUUGGUGAUGAUGGAACCAUAUUCGUGGUGCCUAAAGUAUCAGAAUUCGAGCUAAUAAAAAUGAUGAAUGAAAUUCAAAGUAAUUUAAAAUGCCUUGGUCUCUUGGAGCCUUAUUUCUGGAAAAAGGGAGAAGCCUGUGCAGUGAGGGGAUCGGACACCCUGUGGCACCGAGGGAAGGUAACGGAGGUCAUCGGCGGCACCGUCAGGGUGCAGUAUUUAGAUCAUGGAUUCACUGAGAAGCUCCCACAGUGUCAUCUUUAUCCUAUUUUGCUGUAUCCUGAUACACCCCAGUUCUGUAUUCCCUGUCAGCUCUGUAAUACCACACCUGUUGGGAAUGUCUGGCAACCCGAUGCAGUAGAGCUCCUCCAGGAACUGCUGUCCAAGAGAGAGGUGGAAGUUCACGUGAUGGAAUUACCUGAAAACCCAUGGGAGAAAUUAUCUGUUCACCUCUAUUUUGAUGGAAUGUCACUUUCUUACUUUAUGGCAUACCAUAAACACUGCACUUUGGAACAUUCUGAGGAAACACUGAAGGAAAAACCAAGAGAUUACAAUAAAACGUAUGAGGAAGAGAGAUGGGAAAUAAGGUUUGAGGAAUUGCUUUCGUCUGAAACGGAGACUCCGAUUUUACCGCCGUAUCUGUCUUCGUCUCUGCCGCCCCCAGAGCAGCUCUACGCUGUGCGAGUAAAGCACGUUGUCUCGCCCAGUGAGGUGUAUAUUUGCCUUGAUUCUGUAGAAAACUCUAAGGCGUUUAACCAGCACAGCAACACGGACGACCGUGGGGUUGGUUCAGGGCCGGAGUCCGAGAGCCUGGAGGAGACACUGCGGAGGUUCAACGAGGCUGCAGAGACGUCCCCUCCUCUGACGGACUUCCGAGCAGAAAUGCCUUGCCUUGCAGAAUAUGAUGAUGGCUUAUGGUACAGAGCAAAGAUUGUUUCCAUUAAAGAAUUUAAUCCUCUAGCUGUCCUGGUACAAUUUGUUGAUUAUGGAUCAACGGAAAAGCUGACAAUAAACAGACUGCGUCAAAUUCCUCUUCGUCUUAUGCAGUAUCCAGCCAGAGCUGUGAAGGUUCUCUUGGCAGGAUUUAAACCUCCCUUAAGAGAUUUAGGAAAGGCAAGAAUACCGUAUUGUCCCAAGUGGAGCAUGGAAGCUUUGUGGGCUAUGAUAGACUGUCUUCAAGGAAAACAGCUUUAUGCUUCUUCCAUGGCUCAGGUACCAGAACACAUAGUGACCCUGUAUGAAGAUGAACAGUAUCCGGUUCAUAUGUCAUUAGUGGAGAUGGGGCUUGCAGACGAAGACGAAUGA
Phacochoerus africanus (Common warthog) is the source of this 4854-nucleotide messenger RNA. RefSeq names its product ring finger protein 17 (gene RNF17). The coding region runs from base 1 to 4854 and encodes 1617 amino acids. NCBI's taxonomy places the organism in Eukaryota, Metazoa, Chordata, Mammalia, Artiodactyla, Suidae. The transcript is spliced from 35 exons. The record is from RefSeq and is a predicted model, not a curated record.